Molecule: messenger RNA, 5095 nt
Organism: Procambarus clarkii (red swamp crayfish)
Lineage: Eukaryota; Metazoa; Arthropoda; Malacostraca; Decapoda; Cambaridae
Product: progesterone-induced-blocking factor 1
Biological process (GO): cilium assembly
Cellular component (GO): centriolar satellite
Source: RefSeq, a predicted model, not a curated record
CUUGUGUGUAUGUUGGACGUUCCGUUAUUUAAUUAAAAACACUCUACCACCUCUCACAGUGAAGAACAGGCACAAUAAUCCCGUAUAUUCCAAUCAAACCACAAGACUCGUAAUGCCACUGUUACCAAAGCAUACAUGCCCAUCAUGAGAGCAUCAUGAAUUAUGUCUGGCGAGGGAAGUGCUGAAGUGUCAGUGCCAACAGAUUUAACAGUAACCAGCGAUGGGGACAGCGAAGAGGGGUAUGCUGCAAGUCGAAGACAUGCUCGAGAACUUCAGAAUUUGGCCUCCGAUAGGGCAGAACUUCAGCGCAUUGUGCAGAAACAAAAGUUGGAGCUGCAAAGCAAAGAUGCUCAACUGUCAGCCUUCACCAGAGAGCAUGAAGCAGCCAUUGCCAAAGCUCUUUCUCAGAAAGAUGACCAAAUUAGCUCCAGACAAAUACAAGUGAACAGGCUGGAAGGAGAAUUGUCACUUACAAAAGAAAAACUGAACACUCUUCGAGAACGUGCUGCACGAGAAUUGGCUCAGUUGACACAGAAAUGUGCAGUCUUCCAGCAGAAUCAAAAGAGACUGGCCAUAAGGCAAGAUGAGUUAAAAACAUCACUUGCAAAUUUGAAAUUGACAGAAGAGGAGUUUGUUCAACUUCAUCGCACUCCAGCUCAACAGCUAACACUACAGCAAUACACUGCAUUGCGAGUAUAUGAGCUUGUGUGGCCUUUGAGAGUAAAACUCGGUGAAGCUGAAGCCGUCAAGUCUUCACUGGAAAGUGCGCUCUCUGCUAAAGAUGCCGACUUGAAAUUGCAUAGUGAGCAAUGUUUCAAACUGCAAAAAACUGUAGAAGAGUUGCAAAGAAAAUCUGAGCAGUAUGCGAGUGAACUGAUGAACAUAAAGGAUGAACAGAGAUCUGAUGAUUACAAAGUUCGAAAUUAUCCACGAGUUAAAGCCGAGAGAGACCAUCUGGAAAAGCAAAACAGUUUGCUGGCAAAAACAACAAAUGACCUGGAAUUACAGGCUGCAACCCUGAAGAAAGAGCGCAGUGUACUGGAAGAGAGGUAUGGUGAGCUUAAAGGCAAGACUAGGAAACAAGAACAUGAUUUAAAUCAUUAUAGAGAGGAUGCAGUAGAUCUAAGAACCAAAUUAGAGAGGAUUACAGAAGAUCUCAGCUCUUCAAGCAAACAGUUACGCCUUGAGAGACAGAGAAAUGAUGACUUGCAUGAGAAAUACAUAACAGCUCGAGGGGAUGUUACUUCUUUAACAGAAAAGUCCAAAGACUACCAACAUGAAAUUAAGUCUCUUAGAGAGAAACAUCAGGGGUGUACAUUGCAGUGUUCUGGUCUGCAAGAGAAGAUCAGUCUGUUGUCAGAAAAGAAUGAUAUGUUAAGAAGUGAAGUUGAAAAAUGCAAACUCAAAUACAGUGCAGAAACACAGGCUUUUGACACUGAAAUUAAAGAGCUGAAAAUGAGCAUGGCUUCAUUGUCAAAAAAUCGAGAUAGUUUGGUUGAUGAAAAUUCUAAACUUCAUAAAGAAAUAAAAACACUUGAAUCAUCUUACCAUGAAGCCAAACGUGCAAGGGAAAAUGAAACAUCAGCCUUAAAUCAAGAGCUGCAAAGGGUCAAGAACAUUUUGGCUGGGUAUGAGGGACUAGAAAGUGAGUAUGAAAAAAAUAUAAAAACGGCUGCAGGACUUUCGGAAGACGAGGCAAAUAAAGCUCUAGACAAGAUACUUCCUGGCAUAAGGUUAACAGGAAAUAAAGCACUGGCACAAAGUAUACAGCUUACUAGAAGAGUGCUUCAUCUAGAGAGAGAAAAUAUAGAGGCUUGCACUACUAUUCAGCAGCUGUCAGAUGCACUGGAGCACCUUAAGAAUACCGUUGGUUCAUACAAGACUGCCUUGUCCUUGGCUGGACAACCCUCAGCAAAUCUUCUUGAGCGUAUUGCAUCCCAGGAUGAUCAAAUAACAACAUUACAUGCUGCACUUCAGUAUAACUCUGUAUCAAAGAGCACUUUAGAAGAAGAAAAUAAAACUUUAACACGAGAGGUGAUUAGACUCAAGCAUGAACUCGACAACAUGAUGGCCAAGACAAAUGAGUUGAGCGCAAUAAAGCAACAACUGCAAACUGUGCUACAAUCUUUGCCACAAGUGGCAGUCAAUCAUCCUCAGACACACUUGAGAAGUGACCCGAACUUAAUGAGUUCUGCUUAUAGGGCAUCAGCAGAUCAAGAUGGUAGAUCUAUUGAGGAAAGCUCACACCCAGCCUCAACAAGAGCCAUUAUUAUUACCAAAAAUGUUCGAACAGGAAGACUUUAGCUGUCUUGCACAUUUUAUGUUACACUAUGAGUACUGUAUUGAAUUCAUAUAUACCUUUUAAUUUUAUCUUCAUUGUAGCAUUUUGAAUUUUACAUAAUUUACUGUUUGAAGUUUUUAUAAUAAGGCGGCUUGAAAAUCCUCAUAAAAAUAUUCAGCCCAUCCUGCUUUAUAAAGGGCAAAGUUGUACAGUAUUAAAAGACACUAGUAAAAAAUUACACUUAAUACAAUAAUAUUAUACAUUACUUCACAUAUUUAGAUAAAUUUUUCAAUUGAGAAUCUACUUUCCAUGAAUUCUAUCCUAAUUUAAAUUAAGAUAGAAUUACAGCAGCAGCUUUGUGCAUGCUGUAAUCAACUCUGUAAUUACAGUUACAACAGCUUUGUGCAUGUAACAAAAAUGUAAACACUGAAAGAGAAAAUAAUUACUACUGUUCUAAUGAAUCAAGUGGAAUGUUGUUCCAUAGCUUAUGUAUGUACUGGACAUUGUUCAUUAAUAUAUGUAAGACUUUCUAACACACUUUGACAUAAUUUAAAUAUAUUUACAGAGACAAUAUUUAAUGACUGUACAGUGCUAUUAAAGUUAAUAUAUUUAUUUAUUUAUUACAAUAAAUACAGCCUGUAUGGCCAUUUUAUUUAAGUUGUAAUGUACUAUGUGAUGAAAUCUCUUAAAAAUCUCAUUGUUUUGAAUGUUGUAUUUCUCAACUUUCUAGGUAUGAAUGAAACAUUACCUAUAAUCCUCACAUAUCAGUUUUUCCCAAUGUAUUGAUCUCAACUACCAGUCCCCACCUAGUGUAGUCCUAGUGUACUGUAUAAAUCUUCUUAGUACAGUGAGGGUCCUGGUAGUACAGUCGAGUUUGUUCUCGUCUCUCAAUUGGGAAUUCAGGGUUCUAAUCUCGGGUGGGACAGAAAUGGUUGGGCACAUUCCAUCUCACCUAAUGCUCCUAUUCACCUAGCGGUAAGUAGGUACCCCAUGAGUUAGUCAGCUUGUGAAGUUGCAUCCUGGAUGGGAAGUGGGGGGUUCAGUAAUUCACCCUUGGGGGAGACCUCGAUAUAAGCUUAACAUGUACACUGUAUAUAUAUGCUGGCUGACUGUCUCCCAACAACGAAUUAUUAUUGUUAUUAUUAUUAUAAUCUAUCAUUCCUUAUCUAAUUCAUUUUAGAAAUAGAAUUUAGAGUGUUUUUUUAUUGUAAAUUAAAGCUGUGAGAUAUUUUAAGGUCAGUCCCAAAGAUAUUCGGUUUCAAAUCAACGUUAGGUGGGAAUUAAUUGUUAAUCAAAAGUGUAUAGAUUUGGUUCACUUAUAAAUUACAUUCCCAAUUUUAGUUUCUACUUGCAGACUCUGAGGCAUUACCAGUUAUCAAGUUUCUGUUUUUAAUAGUGUUAAUGUGUCAGUGCAAUAAACCAUAGCAUGAAACCAUAUAAUAAUAAACAUAUAUAUACAUAGCAUAUAAACCAUUAACAUCCAUUUGUGAGAUGACUGUACCAUACAAGUGACUUAUUAUAAAUGUCUUCCAUAUUGGAAAUUUGUUAGUUUUACUGACUUGUUCGUUUUCUACAGCGAACAAUAUACCACAUGGCUCUUCUCGAGGAUGGCACACUAAGUCCUGUAUAUUGUAAUUACUUUAGUGUAGUUACAGAAUGAGAGCUACUCUCAUGGUGUCCUGUCUUCCCAGCACUCUUUGUCAUAUAAUGCUUUGAAACUACUGAUAGUUUUGGCCUCCACCACUACCUCACUUAAUUUGUACCAACUGUCUACCACUACAAAACUGAAAUUUCAAAUUUAUUUUCUGCAGCUUUAUCCAACAUCCAGGACAUGAGUGUGCCUUGCUUCCUGACUGUCCCUUGCGGUCAUUUGUCCCUCGAUGGAAUCCUUGGUGAAUCAGAUACCUUCGAUAUUGUUCACCUUAUGUGCUUUUGUUCUCGAAAUGGUAUCCUUAGUGUUAUUUAGCGCCUUCUGAAUAGCCUGCAACUUUGAUGGUGCUACAUAGUCUCCCCGGCUUGACGCCUUCUUUCGAUAAUUACUUCGGCAGCUUUGUUUAGUUAGCUUAAAUUUAUUUCCUCUUGUUAUCGAAGUUCCAGGUCUCAAGAAUUCUUCAUCAAUUUUGUCUAUUCCCAUUACUAUUUUGUACAGUGAUUGUAUCAUCUCUACUUCUUUUAUCUUCUAGUGGCAUAGUUAAUGCCUCUAGCCUCUCCUUAUCAUGAUCAUUAUAUUGUGCAGGUUAUGUUUUCCAUAUUUUUAUUAAACUCUUGGUCCUUAAAAUGCAAAGCUAUUUAAGCCAGUUAUGCAUGAAAAAGUAUUGAAAACCCAUAAGGAUCAUUCACAUAUGGGGGUUGGAGGAGUGUAAGGGAUUUACAGAAACAGCCUCUGCAGCUAGCAUGCAAACACCUUCAGUAAUUUAUUCUAGAAGUUUACAAGGGCAGUAUUUUUUAAAGUCAUGCUUUGCUUCUUAUUGCACCAGGACAAUAUGAUUGCAUUUAAAAGAUGAUUAAUCCUUUAUAUGCAAAUAUACUUUUAAUAAGUCUCGAUCAAUAGCAUCAGCAGGAUUAUGGUAUGUAUAUUAUAUUUGAAUGGUUUUGUUUGUUAAAAUUUUAAAAAAUCCACAAGACCUAAAGAAUUAUUUUAAAGAUUAUUUUUUUGUAAUUGCCAUGCAGAGCCUUGAAGAAGGGCUAGUGUAAAACAAGUGAAUAGAAGUGAAGUGGUGGAGAGGUACAUGACCAUGCUGCAAAGAACAGUAAUACUAGUUUCCUAAAUGUAAUUUUUGUAUUAACAGUUUAAUAAAAUUUCAAAGAUUUAUA